AUGGGUACGAAACGACUGUCCCUGUUUACAAAUGUCCCUAUCGACGCCGCUGUACAAGCCGCACUGCAGAAACUGGAGAACGACCCCAGCCUCCCAGACCGCACGGCGCUAAUACCUGCUCAAAUCGUCGACCCUCUUAAUUUCGUUUUGAGAUCCACAUACUUCCAGUAUAAUGAAUCAAUUCACGAACAACAAGAAGGGGCAGCCAUGGGGAGGCCGGUUUCCGCUGUUAUUGCUGACCUCUACAUGAAGAGUUUUGAAGAACAGGCUGUAAACUCAUCAUCCUACAAGACAAGGAUCCGGAAACGCUACGUUGAAGACACCUUUACUAUCCUGGAUCGUGAAGACGUCGAUAACUUCUCACAGCAUCUAAACAAUCAGCAUCCCUCCAUCCGCUUCACCAACAAGGCGUACGCGCUGUCUUCAAGUCGGAAUCCACACUUAGAUAAGAGCUACAUCAAAGAGGCUAUUCAGAUAAGACUUCACCUUAACAACAUCAACAGGGACAGUAGAAUAGAAAUUCCUGAUUCGUGGAUGCCCACGUUAAAAAAAAUACAACAACAGGAGAGUCGUACUACAGCGAAAGAAACAAAGAAAGAAGGAAACAAUAAAGUGUUCUGGUCUUGCUUUGGAUUCGUUGUGUUGUUUUAUGCUGAUGUGAAUAGUUCUGGCCCCGGGAGUGGACAGGGCGGUCCAAACAGCCCUGGCCAGUGUCCUCGCCAUCAGGUAUUCUGUGAACCCACACAUCAGUGUGUCAAUCGCUUGGGGUUCAAUUGUGGUAACGAUUCGUGCGCAAGUAACGAACAACUCUGCGGCCCGCCUCAGGAAAAGAACUGUGUUGCUUCACCUGAACAAUGUACUCUUCCAGGUGCUCAAGGGAAUUUUGGACACCAUAUUCCCAGUCUCAAGCGAAAUAACAGCCUCCCCUCCAAAUUGAAUGAAAGCCUCAGCCUAGGUAAACGUGAUCGUAACGUCUCCCAAGUUAACGUACAAAACCGCCGUCGUUCGCAAGACGAUGCAAACCCGUUCUCUGCCAGAGGGCCUCGAAAUGGUCAGCAUGACUUUGAGCGAAAUGAGACAAGUAAUGUGUUGAACGAUACAAGAUUGAGAAGAAUUUUGGGACAGUCUUUCAGCCCUUCUAUGAUUGAUGAGAUUAUUGGGCAACGACGUCGUUCUAACAUGUCACAUGAUAAAAAAGAUAACAAGAAUCAGGAGGCGUGCAACAGACGAUAUUCCCACUGCAUUAGAUCCGCUCUGGCAAAUUUGAUGUUGUUCAAAGAUCUGGAUGGGGAAUGCUGCAGGAUGACUCAGGAACCUCUUCAGUUCGUCAGACGAUUACGCAAUAUCAGUCGGAAGUUUAUUGAUUGUCCUCCAGGAAGCAGGUUUUCUCCCUUCAGUUUUAUUUUCAAUGAUAAUGGUGGAUGCAUUCCAAUGAAUCGCUCAGAUGACCAUGUUCCCGAAGAUGACCGAGGAACUUCGUCAAAAAACAGAUCUGAAAAUGAACACAGUUUUUGUGAGACCUUAAAGAGAAGCAUUCAUGACAAAAAGCCGUUUUCUUCUCGUCGUCUUGUUCGUUGGUUGGUGAAGAAAAGCAACGUUUCCCUUUCAACAAAACAUUGUCCAACAGGGAAGAAGUUUUGUCCUUCGUCCUUUGACUGCAGAUCAAAAGAGCACGGGUGUCACACUGGGACGCUGACAAAGUGGGCGUCAAAGAACCUCUGCAACUCCUCAGAACGUCUCUGUCUCGGUUGUGGAGCUGGAUGCCGCUUGAAGAAAGACGAAUGUCCAAAAGAAGCAAACACGAGCAAAGCAUUGCGCCAAGCAGCGCUCUCAAUUGAACCAGGAAAUAUUCAGAACGAGACAAUGCGUAUACUCUCCAAAUCAGGAUGGGCUUCAUUCUGCUUUGUUAGAAAGGCCUUGUUCACUUGCAUUUUGGAGCAACUCAAAGAUUGCAUGUCACGCGAAGUUCACUGUCGUGAAGCUGGUUACGAAUCACACAUGAGUUGCCUCUCUGGUAAAAGUUUCUGCCAAAAGAUCGUUGACGUCGCUUGUCCUUUCUCCAUUGAAAAUUGCCAUUUGUGCAAUCUCCUCAGGAAAAAUGCAAGUAGGUUUGAGAAGGUUAUUAAGAACCGUUCCACACAGACGCCAUUUGCAGGUUAUUGUUCUGAAGGAGAGGUUUAUUGUCCUACUUCGAUGGACUGCGUACCCAAAGGUGGUCUGUCCAACUGCACUACAAACAGGCAGUUUUUCCAACUGGGAAUGGAGAAAGCGCCGUGGGACAAAAACAAAACACGCGAAGAUAAUGCGGGAUUUUGUAUGCUGACUAUGAGCCCUGCUAGAAAUGGUUCGUGUUCUUUUGGCACCUGGCUCCAAUGGCAAGCACGAAAAAACAAAAGCUGUUCUCCUUUUGGUCCUAAACUGAAGUGUUGUCCAAAAGAUGAGGUUUUUUCUGUCUUGGCCAUGAAAUGCGUCGAUCCACAAGACAAAGAUCAGAUAAAUGGUCAGCCUGGCGAAAAGGCUGCGUGCAAGGCUGAUGAUCAAGAGUCCUGUCUACGUCAACACGAAUGCCUCCCUAAACAUUUCAACUGCACCAAGCCGACUAAGUUCGAUUACUUCUCAGUCAGUGCGUUUGCUAACAGGAGCGGUUGGGCAGGAUUUUGUAAAGUCCUCGGCCCCUUUACGGCAAGACUAGAGUAUGGUCUCAAGAAAUGCAAACAGUUUCUAUCGAGAUCAGACGAAACCUGUCGGGCCGACAUCAAUUGUAAAGACGAGGAACAGUUUUGCCGCCGUUUAGGGCGAUGUGCUCCCAGAGGAAACUGUAGUGGCAUGGGACAGAGACCAUCGGAGCACAGGAAACCAACACCCUCUCAAAAUCCUUUUUGCAAUUCGUCAGACCAAGAGGCGCGGAUGCUGUGGUCUAAAGAACCCCUCCAAAAUAUUUUCCCGGCCAGUAAAGUGCCAGGUCUUAUCGGGCUGUUCGCAGUAGGGGACGAAUACAGUGCUGGCCUGGAGUUCAAAUCAGAAGCUGACAAGAAAUGGAAGCCAUACAUUGGAUGCGCGGAUGAUCAAAUGCGAGUGGUGUCAAACGAUAGCGCUUUGAGGUUUAAACGUUGUGCGCACGGCUUCUUGUCCUUUGAAAUUGAGAUUGAAAUUGAACCCAGGAAUUCCGCGCAUGGGACAUGUGUCAGCAUUCCGGCCUCGGCACCACAGAGAGACAUAGUGGUGAUGGUUUUGAUGCCAAACUGCGCCGCUGGUCUGGGCAUUAAUUUGGUUCGUCCCAAUAUUAUUCUGAGAGAGGAUCAUUCUUCGCAAAAAGAGCAGUUCUCCAAAUACAUUAACGUUACAAGUCGACCUACAAACUGCAGUGAAUUGAAACUGAAUAAAUCGCUGGCCUGUCGGGUUCCCAAAAAAUUUGUUUCACUAUACAACCAAGCAGUAAAACAACUGCAACAGAAGAUUGCCGGGAUGGUCGUAACAAAAACGAAGCCGUUAAAGAAAGUGCGACUGAGAUGCUCCACUAAACAGUCCGGAAGGCUUAUUGAAGUUGCUCCGAAUGGACCAAGUUUCAAGUCUGUAUUUUUUGCGCCGUAUUGGACCUGUGUAAUGGUGCCGUCCCCAAAUAUGUUUGGUAAUGUUAACCUAACAUUAGCUCCUGCCUGCAUAGUACCAGCGCAUUCCUCGGUCAACUUAAAUGAAGGAAAACCUGCUUGGCUCAAGGAGAUACCCCAGAGGGAAUACAACAAUAUCGUGCGUAGGAUUGAGAAUGGACGCAUUGAUGAGGCCAUCGAGGAAAUCUUAGAUCGACUACAGAAAGAAAGCAUCAUUAACUUGAAGAGAAAAGUUAUAAAUUUUGUGAGGUCUUUCAUCGCACCUGCAGAUGAAAAGGGAAGCUGUGCAGGAUCACCAGAAGGCAAAUGCCGCAUAGGAUCAGGAAUGGCUCGGCUUCAAGUAAAAGUAUUACCCGUAAACGACCGACCCAAAUUUCUAUUGGAAAAUCGAGAGAAAUUAAUUCCUUUCCCGCCAGUUCGGGAGAACUUUACUAACGCUGAUAUCAAAUGUUGGCGAGUUGGAAACUUAACAAAGAUGAGCUCGGAGUAUGUCAGAUACGUCUUCGAAAAAAGAGAGGUUCCUAAAGACUUUAUAAAAGUGAAGCCGCUUUACCCAAAUCGCCGCCCAUUCCCUCUUGUGGCAGAUCCUGAUGACUCUGAGGUUGGAUUGGCUGUACUGCAUGCACCACCACAGAAGUAUGUCGCUUGGAAAUUCAGGAUCGAAGAUGGCCCUCUGAGGGAGAUAAACUUGACUUCAGGGAUGGUGCUGCUCUUAGGACCCAAUGAUUGCAUUGCCUUAAAGCCACGAAGAAACGUAUCUUGGACAAAGGAUCAAUCAAGGCAAUCGAUAUUUUUAAUGGUUAAAGCCUACGAUAACUCAGACAACAAAUCAUCAGGAUACUACGAAAUGAAUUCCACCGCCAUGGAGUCGGAUACAACUUUAUCACGAGAGAGGGUCAAAAUCAUGGCAGCUCAGCUUGGAUGUGAUCAUGUGGCCUGGUCAAGGAGGAAAAGAGACAAAUGUAGCCAGUGCCCCAGAAGAGGUGUCAUAAAAAAUAGCUGCCUUGGGUGCGAUAAGAUUCCCUACUCAAAUAAGGAAAGAGAUGAGUGUGACAAAUGCGGAAACAAGACUACUUCAUUCUGUUCUGAGAUAUGCUGGUCGCCAUCCCAUUGGGAUGAAUGUAACGUUUGCCAGUCCAACGACAAAGUAAUCGAUUUCAAAGACUGCAAUGGUGACUGCUACGGUAAAGCCAAAUGGUCCGAUUGUAAUGCCAGUGUUUGUGUUGGUGGGAACACUAAAAAGCCACUAAAUUGGGAAAAAGACGAGUGUGGAGUUUGCGGCGGAGACAGUUCGACCUGUGUUGACUGUGAAGGAGUCCCACAUGGAAACAAGACGAAGGAUUCAUGUGGUAAUUGUGCAGACCCUCAAGACGAGGAAAACUUUGAUAAAUGUCCGAAAAUCCUUGAUUGUGAUUUCAGAGCCAUACCUUCAAACCAACAAACAUUGAUGACCUUGAAAGUUGCUGGGAUGGCCAGGCAUAUCUCUAUCUCCUGCUAUCUCUACAAGGACGACGGAAGCAAGUACGACCUGACGUUUGUAAAGGCCCUUUCAAAGAAGAAAGUUACAGUAAAAACACCAAAUAUGGGAGCUGGUGAAUAUUCACUCAACUGUUCUUUUGGUGAGAGUAAAAAGAAACUGGGGUUCGACAAGUUUAGGAUUCAGGUUUAUGUAGAACCUACCAUCACCGAAGUUAGUCCGAAUGAAACUGAAAUCAACACCAAAAGAAAUGUAACACUCAAAGGAAGAGGAUUUGUCAAGACUUCCUCUUUAGUAUGUGUGAUUUCCAAAGAAAAAAGCGAGAAAGGGAAGGAGAGCUUACAAAAGAUUCCAGCUGUAUAUGUCAACUCAGAAACCAUUAUCUGUGUUUUAAAGCGUUUCACUAAGGCGCAGCAUGGAAAGAUCAGCGUCCUUUUCGCCCCCGGAGCAGAAAACGAAAAACUAUCUAGAAAUAUUGCAGUUAAGUUUAAUCUCUACGAUCGCGUACCUAGGCCUUUGGAGUGCAGGUUUAGUGCGUCUGCUCGCUUCAUAUCCAUACGUUUUGAUAGACUGGUUGCCUGUACCGACAAGUGGGAGAGUAGCGAGCGCUUCAUCGCAGGCAGUGCUCUGGAAAAAAUAACUAAAGCGUCAAAGGCUCACUGUAAGAAUAAAAAACUUAUUAUCAGCCUCCCGCAAAAUUCUAGACUUCGCCCUGGUGAGGAAGUGGAACUUGACUUGAAGAGCUUUAAAAGCAAAUGGUCGAGUUAUACCAAACAUUUUCCUUCUGAUAAAAAGAAGGUCACGUGUAAUUUAAAAGAUGGUGUGAACCUGUUGGUCGAGAUUUCUGGCCCGAAGAAAGUAGGACGCUGCAAUUCAUUUGUGAUUUCCGCACAGACAAGCAUGCCAGCAAAGAUGAGUUGGAAAGUAGUUACAGUCAAUUCACCGGCAGUAUCUGUUACGCACACCGCCGCUGACGUACAGGAACUGAACAGCAGAUUCGCAAACUUACCAUCCAAUCAAACCAGAAUACGACUCAAUGCGAGCGAUGUUAUAGAAGGGGCAAAAUACAAUGUAACAGUAUGUGCCCAGGAACGUCUCACAGAAAAAAUGGAAAUGGCUUGUGACUCCCUCAUCACUGAGCGAGUUGGUGAAGAAAUUCCCAAAAUUAAGUUUGGUAAGGCCACAAUGGAGAUCACUCCCUCUCGAACAUUGAGGCUGCGCGCCAAUGUUCGUGCUUCUUCGUGCGCCGCAUCAGACAUGCGAUAUUUGUCAUUCAUUUGGUCAUGUGACGACCCAGAUAUAGAGUUUGAUGAUAGCAGCCCAGAACUUAAAAUAAAAGAUGAUCAGUGGACUUCAGGAAGAAAAUAUGAAUUCACGUUGACGGUGUAUGUAAAAGGCGAUGACAAAUUGUUUUCAGAAGACAAAAUAACCAUAAUGACAAAGAGAGUACCUAUUGUCGCCAAGAUUAAAGGUGGCGAAAAUGUCUCUUUAAGUGUUCACCAAGAGGCAGUUUGUGAUGGAAGCGACUCCAAAGAUCCUAACAACUUACAAGGGAAUCCCUUAUAUGUGUGGAUGGCAAAAUGCAAAGAAGGGGACCAAUGGUAUCCGACAUUUUAUGAAAACAAGACGAGUGGAAAGAUUCAACGACUCAUUUUACCACGAAUAGCAGUUGUCCGUAUUCCACCAAACACAUUCCCGGGUGAUAAAACUUGUGCCGUGACACUGAAUUACUACAAGGAUUAUAUGAACGCCUCUGCAUCCGUUUAUUAUGAACUGAAAGGAAGAGAAAUUCCUGAGGUGAAGAUGCUGCGAAUCGUUCGAAUUCUUACCAGUAACAAAGUGAUAUUCCGAGUUGUAUUGAGGACCAAGCUACCUGAAGUAGCAGUGAAGUGGUCAUGUAAAGAAAGAGACGAUGAAGGAAAUAUGAUCGACGUUGAUCUUGAAGAUUUUGUUCGCACACGACCAGUCCUAAUCAUCAAGAAAAGACCAAAUAGACUCGUUAUCAAGCAGAGAGUGUCUCUUGUCCUGAAAAACCUACCAGAUGGAAUAAAGUUAAGGUGCAAAUGUCACGUAUCGCACGAGGAAGUGGAAGCUUUUGUUGAGGAGGAGUAUGAUGUUAAUGAACCACCUUUGGAAGGAACAACUUUAGUUGAGAAGUCCGAGAACGGAAAAAUAUCGUUAACAGGUCAAGGUUUUGAAGACCCUGAAGGUGACGAUUUGUCAUACCGUUGCGGAUAUAUCGAGGAAGGAGAGAAAACGAAAUACCACGCCAUUUCUUCCUGGUCUAUGGAUAACACUUGUGAAGACGUCCUUUUGCCUGAAGGUGAAGAGGCCAACAAUUACGAGGUAAAGUGUUUCGUAGAAGCAAAAGAUUUGCAGGGAGCCAAAACACUCAGUGAAUGUUCAGUGACUGUUCCUCCGCGAGAAUCCAUUUGCAAAGCGGAGGAAAUAGCGAGUGAAGUUGAAGACCUCAAGGAACGAGUCAGCCUCGGCCAAAUCCCUGAAGCUUCCGCCGAGCUUCAGUUGAUAGCACAAUGCACGGACGACAAUGACAACGGCAGCUCUGACGCUCUUAAGGAAGGUCUGAAGGAAGCUGCAAAUGGGCUCAACGAACUCAUGGCAGAACGGAAAGGGAAAAGUCGUGACCCUGAUGGCGAUGCUGGAAUAAUGAGGGCAGUGCAGGUUACUGUAGAUGCAGCCAAGAAGGGCAACGCAGAGAUAAAUGUUAAACAAAUAUCUGGAAAUGUUCGUGAAAUGAAUACUCCUCAGCCCGGUGAAAGCGAUCUUAAUCCUCGUAGAAAACGAAGGGCGGCCGAUGAUGGCAACAGCGAAGGAGAGGAAGAGGAAGUUAUGAUGAAGACAGCAGAUGAGGUUGAAACUAUUCUGAGUAUUUACAAUACACUAAUCGACCCCAACAACUUUACCGAGGCCUCCAUGUCAGUGAAAAGGGACCUUGUGUCUCUCGUUGAGGAACUCGGGCGUUCCAUGUGCCAAGGAAUCAGCACUGGAGAGGACGCUGUCAUUGCUGAGUCAAACAUCGUGGUUAUCAGAAGUGAACAAGACAGUUUUGAUGAUGUAGAUGUAAAUUUCACUCACAUCGCAUGUGAAAAUUGUAGUUCUGUUCAGAUCAGUGCACAGGUCCUGCUCGGACAAGCUUUGAAGGACCUCUACCAAAGCUGGGAUUGUGAUGAAGAUGGUUGUAAUGGCGCAUGCAUCGUGUCCGCUCAGUACCCGUACGACCUUCUAUCUACAUCUAACAACAGAAGCUAUAUCAGUGACGUUAUUUACGCCAAACUCUUCAACCCAGAGAGUGCUGCCCACUUGCCAGCCAGCGAUCUCAAUGAAGCUGUCACAUUCAGGAUUCCACUACGCGGAUACAGCGAGUUUAAUGACUCAGUCCCUACGUGCCAUGUUUGGAACCCCUUGACUUCAUUGUGGACUGCAGAGGACAUCACUACUGAGGCAACAUCCCAAAAUGGAAACGGAGAAGUAUCAGUUGAGUGUCACUAUCACAAGCUUGGAUUCAUCGCUGUUUUUGCUGUGAACUCUUCAAUACAAUCAGCGCAGACUUCCACAUCUCAACCCCUCACAGUGUCCUCUCAACAUGUCAACACCGAACAACUGGUUUAUAUACAGUUCAAGUUUGAUGCCAAUUAAGAAGACAUCAUUCCUAGUGAAGAGAAAAAAACAGAAUUGAUAGUGAGCUUUACACAAUACAUCGCUGAUGUCAUGUCAGUCAACAAAUCUCGUAUUGCAGAUGUCGUUGUUAGGCCAGGAAGCAUUCUCGUCUCUUUCACUUUGUUACCAGGAGGUCCUGGGGAGAAUAGCGUCUCCAUGGCUAUGACAGCACUGAAAGAUCAGGUGAUGAGUGGGAACUUCUCUCUCAUCCUUGCUCAUGGCCAGAAGCUAGUGGCAGAUUCUGCGUCUUUCCUGACGUCUUUGACGGGGUGGCCCUCAACCGUAUCCACACCUCAACCCAUCAAACCUACGACACCACAUGAUGAACCAAUCGAGACUUCAAAGGGCCUCAGCACUAGCACGCUGGUCGGCAUCAUCGUGGGCUCUGUGGUCGGCCUAGUCUUAACUAUUGCUGGUGUGAUUGUGAUCAGAAUGAGAAAGAGAAAAGGCAAAGAAGUAAAAGAUAUUUCUAAUUCUCAGUUAAAAUUGACGAUCUCACCUAGAAACUCAAAAGGCCAUGAUAAUAGAGAGAUGAAACAAGAAAAUUCAGAAGGAUACGAUCAGAGUAAUCAGUUUCCCAUGAUGGAAUUUAGAGAGGACGUCGAUUUGCCAGGGACGCCAUAUUACCCUGACCGUCGCUGAAGACUUCAACAAAAGCCACAAGAGACGUAGAUACCGUAGUGUGCAUCUGUAGCUGUUAUCUCAUCUUUAGCUUUCAGUAUGAGCGUUUUGCCUGUUAGUUGUCCAACAUAGUGUCACAUCUGAUCAGUUUCAUUCAUUAACAUUCUGCAUGGGGCUCUUUACCAGAUUUUGUGACUGAACCAGGAUUUUCUCGUACAGCUAUGUUCAGGAAUUCCGUUGUAAUCUAAUUUUCUUUCACUAAUCUUAACCCAAGAUCCCCUAUGAAUAUAUCAUCAAGUCAGUAAAUGAUUCGUAGAUAGGAGCACGUUAAGAUGAUAUGAAAUUAAUUCCAGGCAAUACUGUAUAAUCUUCUAAAAUUAGUCGAUUCCAAUUUGAAUGAUUGUUUACCGCAUUUAUUCGCUGGUCUGUUUUGUUUUCAAUAAUUUACAGUCUAAGUCUACUGGAGUAUUAAGGCAAACAGUUUCCUUUCUGUAGAUAAACCUUCUUACUUGUGAUAGAAUUAAAGCCAGAACACAAGGAAAAUCAGGAAAACUGAUCAACACAAACGAUGAAAUUCAAAGAUCAAUAAGACUAAUGAAGCUAAGCUUGCGUGAAGAUCGUACGAGAUAAACCAGAAGACUGUUAUUCCACUACCAUUUAUUUCACUUUCGUUUGAUGUGGAUGUCAAAUUUUACUGCACAAACUUAUGGUAAAAACAUUAUGGGAUAACACUUAAUCCAUUUUAGUCGACAUUUGUUCUAUGGCCAUACGUUACUCGAAUCUGGGAUUUUAAAUGCAUACAUGUAGCGUCAGUAACCGAGAGCUAAGUUUAAUGAGUUCUUUUAGAGCCUUUUUGGCUGUACUAGAGGUAUAUCUCAUGAUAAUCUUAGCCUGUAACCCCCAGCACAUUAUAUAUUUUCCAGCUUUUACGGCUCAUAACUGAGACACGCUCCUAGGGUAGAUUUCAUAUUUCCCAUGCGUUAAGGAUAAACUUAGAGCUUAGAGGCAAAUAAUUCCGUAGCUUUUCAGGCUUCUGUCACGGUGAAGCUUUUGUUUGUAUUCAAUCGAGAAUAAGAUUUGAUAAAACUCAAAAUGAAGCGAGUUUCAUUCUUAUUAAAUAAUGGAGCAAGAAAUGAAAAAUAUUCGUGCUGGAAGUUAUUCAACCUGACUGCACUUUCCGUUGUAGCUGAGUGCGCCCUUUAAAAUACUUUUUUGGAAGCAUCUCUGAUAUACAAAUGUGAAGUCAUAUUUCACUUUUCAACUUUCAAAGGUUACAUUGUCUCUCUUUCUAUCACUUGAAACACUUUUUUCACCCCGCUUUUUCGUUAUCGCGUUAUCAAAAUUCAGUAAAAGGUACGAUUCUCGUCCUCUUCAAAUCUCGAAUGACCCAACAGAGUAA
Messenger RNA from Stylophora pistillata, 10783 nucleotides. RefSeq lists its product as uncharacterized. Gene Ontology annotation, molecular function: monoatomic cation channel activity. Gene Ontology annotation, biological process: calcium ion transport. Lineage: Eukaryota; Metazoa; Cnidaria; Anthozoa; Scleractinia; Pocilloporidae. Gene Ontology annotation, cellular component: plasma membrane. The record is from RefSeq and is a predicted model, not a curated record.